This is a messenger RNA of Plasmodium gallinaceum, 483 nucleotides long. RefSeq names its product translation initiation factor IF-1, putative (gene IF1). Lineage: Eukaryota; Apicomplexa; Aconoidasida; Haemosporida; Plasmodiidae. Gene Ontology annotation, cellular component: cytosol. Bases 1 to 483 code for a protein of 160 amino acids. Gene Ontology annotation, biological process: translational initiation. The record is from RefSeq and is a predicted model, not a curated record. The transcript has a single exon. Gene Ontology annotation, molecular function: RNA binding; translation initiation factor activity; ribosome binding.
AUGUUCGAUAAAAUUUCUUUUUUCUUUUUUUUUUUUUGUUAUGUAUAUUUUCUUUAUUUAACAAAUGAAUUAAGUUUAAAAAGAAGUUGUUUUAUUAACCCAAAUAAUAAAAUAGACAUAUGGAAGAAAACAAUCUCAGAAAUUUACAAAAAAAGUACAUUGAAUGAAAAAAAAAAAAUCAUUCAAAAUUUGAAGAGGAGACAUAAUAAUUUAAAAAAUAAUAUAUUAAGAGGGAAAGAAAAUGAUGUUAUUGAAAUGAAUGGAACAGUUGAAGAAUGCUUAGCUAACACUAAUUUUAUAGUAAAAAUUUCAAAUGGAGAAAAAUUCUUAUGUUUUAUUUCAGGAAAAUUACGAAUUAAUAAGGUAAAGAUUAAUUUAGGUGACCUUGUUAAAAUUCAAGUUCAUAAAUUAGAUUUUGAAAAACGUAGAGGAAGAAUAAUUUUUAGGUAUUUACAACAAGCUACUUUAAAAAAAAAAAAAUAA